Messenger RNA from Ziziphus jujuba (common jujube), 2513 nucleotides. RefSeq names its product protein SIEVE ELEMENT OCCLUSION B. Lineage: Eukaryota; Viridiplantae; Streptophyta; Magnoliopsida; Rosales; Rhamnaceae. The transcript has 7 exons. Gene Ontology annotation, biological process: phloem development. The record is from RefSeq and is a predicted model, not a curated record. The coding region runs from base 118 to 2163 and encodes 681 amino acids.
ACCACCAGAAAGAAAAAAAAACCCACUUUCAUCUCGCUGUUCUUCUUCUUCCAAAAACCCUUUUCAUUUCUUUUCUUUUUUUUCUUUUUUGUUUUUUUUUCUUCAGCUUUUUAAACCAUGAAUUUGGUUUCAAAUGUGGUAAGUAAGGUGAAUGCUUCAGUCACCACAGCUGCUCAACACCUUGAAGGUGAAUUGAGCCUCUUUACCUUGUCUGAUCACAAAAUCUUGGAGUCUAUCUAUGCAACCCAUGUCCAUGCAGAUAAUACCUUUGAUGUCGAUUCUCUCUUCUUGAUCGUCGAAAGCAUCAUCAAACGCUCAACCCAGAUCGUUGAUAACAUUGUCCAGGGGACCCUAGUUCAUGUGGAAACCAUAGACGAAAAGCCGCCAAAAACCAGCUUCAGCUCCCCACUAUGCACUCUCAAAUCAAUUGGCUGCGAGCUCUCCUGCAAACCUCCUGGUGAAGAAAUAGCCCACAAUUCAACCUUAGCCAUUCUCAACAAGCUCUCAAGCUACUCAUGGGACGCAAAGGCAGUUCUCACUCUCGCAGCUUUCACUAUGGAAUACGGAGAAUUCUGGCACCUUGCUCAGCUUCAACAAUCAGACCACCUUGCCAAAUCUUUGGCCAUUUUGAAAAGGGUACCUUUUAUUCUCAAGCCUGCUGAUUUGCAAAAAAGAAGGCAAGCUAUUGUUGAGCUUAAUGGGCUAAUCAAAGCCACUCUGCAAGUGAUCGAGAUCAUCUUCGAGCUCGAGAAACUCUCUACCUAUGAUCAAAAAGAUGUUCCUGGUUUGGCUGUUGCUAUGGAUCAUAUCCCAGUUGAUGUUUUCUGGGCUAUCAUUACCACUGUGGCUUGUGCUACUAAGAUCACUAUUCUCACUAGUGAAGAGGACAAGCCUCAUGAUUUAUCCCCCUAUGCACAGAAAAUCCAUUACAUCCUUAACAAGCUUAAGAUACAGCUUAUUAUUUGCAAGAAACAAAUUGAGGAGGCAGAGAUUUAUAAGAGACUUAGGAAACUUUUCCAUACCCCUACUGAAAUUAUGGAAGUUUUCAAAGCCCUGAUUUUUUACAAGGAUAAUGUGCAGCCUAUCAUUGAUGGUUCCAAUAACAAGACGGUUACUAUAGAUGUCCUGAGGAGGAAAUAUGUGUUGCUUUUCAUUUCGAGCCUUGAAAUCACUGAUGAGGAUAUUAAUAUUCUCAAACCAAUUUAUGAAGCAACCAAGAAAGAUAACCAAUACACCAUUGUUUGGAUCCCCAUUGUUGAGCAGUGGACCGAUGAACUCAAAAAGAAGUUCGAAACCAUUCGGGUUAAGAUGCCAUGGUAUGUUGUUCAAUACUUCUCUCCAAUUGCAGGAAUCAGAUUCAUCAAAGAAGAGUGGAACUUUAAAGGCAAGCCUGCAGUGGUGGUAAUGAAUCCACAAGGAAAGGUUGAAAAUCCAAAUGCUUUACACGUAAUUCGUCUAUAUGGAAUGAAAGCCUUUCCAUUCAAUAAGAACAAAAUCGAAAUUGUUACGAACGACAAAAAUUGGAUCGGCUCGGUUGUCAUCAAUGUUGAUCCUGCUAUUACAACUUGGAUCAAAGAAGAUAAGUACAUUUUCUUCUACGGAGGGAAAGACAAUGAUUGGAUCCAACAGUUCACAAAGAGAGCACAAAUCCUUGUUAAUGACCCAAUUUUUAAGGAAGCAAAGAUCAAUAUUGAGUUAUAUAGUGUUGGAAAGAGCAGCAAAGGAGGUGAAGAUUUGGGUAUUAUAGGGAGGUUUUGGACAGGCAUUGAGAGCUUGUUCUUCACCAAGGUUCAUCAUCAGCAGGCUGACCCUGUAACACAGGAGGUUCAGAAGCUUCUUUCCUAUAAGAACGAGAGCGGUUGGGCCUUGCUAAGCAAAGGGUCUACAGUGGUGGUUUCUGGUCAUGGAUUCACAAUCUUGAGGGUUGUGGAUGAGUUUGAGAAAUGGAAGGACCAGAUCAAAGAGAAGGGGUUCGAGAUUGCUUUCAAAGAGUACCAUAACAAGAUCCUUGCUGUUGUUCGCCAAUGCAGCCGGCUUGAUAUCCCAAGCGAAGCCGGAAAGGUUCCAGAGACAAUGCCAUGCCCUGAAUGUCCUCGUAUUAUGGAGACUUUCAUCAGCUACAAGUGUUGCCACGUUGAUGGUCCUCUCAAAGCACACCAUUGAUAAUAUGGAUAUGUUUUUGGAGGAAAUUAUGGCUCUCUCUCUCUUCUAGUUGAUCACGGCUAAUUAAGUAUGGCAUUUGAUAAUGUAUGCCACUAGUAAGAGCUAAAGUGGUGAUUGGGAUGGUGGUUGUGUUUGUGUUGUGUAGUAAUAUCAUGUUGUAUGUUUGGCUAGAAUAAGUUCGCAAUCUUCCACUACGUUGGCAAUGGGAGAUUGUGAAUAAAUUAUUGUGUGCGUGUGCAAGUGUGUGUUACUAUGUUAUCUUUGGGAACACUAUGUCAAUAUCUUCUACCUACUUUUUAUAAAAACUUUGCUAGUGGUUUUUCUCCACUGGCAGGCUUGAAUUUCUCUCA